Messenger RNA from Laetiporus sulphureus 93-53, 1506 nucleotides. RefSeq lists its product as uncharacterized. Bases 1 to 1506 code for a protein of 501 amino acids. The record is from RefSeq and is a predicted model, not a curated record. NCBI's taxonomy places the organism in Eukaryota, Fungi, Basidiomycota, Agaricomycetes, Polyporales, Laetiporaceae. The transcript has 8 exons.
AUGGUCCCUCCUCAGACUCAAUUUCAGCUGGCUUCAUCUGGGCCUUUCUACGUUAUUCUUGGAGGAUACUAUCCGGGCAUCAAGACCUCAGAGGUUUCAAUGUCGGGAGGGAGGUUCACGCCACCAUUGCCAGUCAUGGUGAAAUGCAACACUAUCGAGCAGGCGAGGGAUGUUGAUCAUCUGAAUGAGGAACUCAAGGAGCUUCGGACUGCACAUAAUGAGACUGAGCACGCAGUAGAAAUCAUCAUGCAUUCUACAAUCGCCCGCACGAUCUUGCCCAAUGUGCGCGCAUACUAUUGCAUAGUCUAUGGGCAUGUCUCCAGUAUAUAUCUCACAGUUGACGAAAUGCGCAUCCAAACGAACGGUCUUCCCAAGGCUAUUUUCAAGAAGAUUACAGGGGAGAACCAUGCACCUGCAUUCCAACAGGCACUCAAGUACAUGCUCAUGAAAGGUGCUCGCAACAAUCAUGAGAUGCGACAGAAAUCGGAGGUUAGGGGGCUCAGUGGAGGUGUCGAUGAAGGUGACUUACAGGAGAGGUUUCAGACGGUCUUAAUGAUGCACGGCGAUACUGCGACAGCCACUGCUCAGUGUCCACAGACUCCGACCCGAGUGGCUGGCCUCACAUGGUUGCAGACAUUGAACACACCUAGCAACAUAUGCAUGCAAGCAAUGCGAGCCCCCAAACCCAUGCGAGUCACUACGCCAAGCAGGCAGCCAAUGAGUGCAACAUCUGGCAUGAUGUAUGAUGCAUCUCGUCAUGUACACAUCAAGAAUGGUCCCCCUUCUGCACCUUCCAUCUGCACAGAUGCCCUUACAGAAGCUCCUUUGCCUGCAUAUGUGUAUCAGCAUGUAUGGACAUUGGCUGGUAUCAGACAGACCCUUCAAGAGUCGUAUGAUGAUCCAACACCUACGCUGUCUGUCGGCAAGAUCAGUGACGAUUAUGUUCAUGCACAUGGGUAUACUCACUAUCAGAAGGGUAAGAAGAAAGCCCCUGCCGAGAAGGCCAUAGAGGCAGCCAAACGCGACAGCAGGAAGAAAGCUGUUGCAGAUGCUGUCGACACAGCCCAAUCUCAUGUGAGGGAACAAGCUGAGUCCUUGCACAACGAGCUACAAGACCACAGUGCCGAGUAUUAUCGCCAGGGACUCGUUCAACUCACAUGCGUUGCGAACUCAGAACGCAGAGUCAACCCGUGGAACACAUUUAUCAAAGAUGAGCUGAACAAGGCAAACACUGCAUUACCUGAAGGCGCGCAGCAUUACAAGUCAAACAACCUACUGCCUGGCACCAAGGAGAAGUGGGACACCAUGUCCCUCGAAGAGCGUACCGAAUAUACCAAACCAUUGGUUGAGAAGCUGAACGAGACUCGGGAGAUGCGCAAGCUGAGCGCGCACAACAUUCCCAUCAACGCAUUUCACGAUGUGCGUAGUAAUCUCGCUAGCAUCGAACACCAGCUGCAAGCCCUCAAUGCUCGCACAGGCACAGAAGUCGUGCUUAUCGCCGUGUGA